CUAUUUGCUCAUAUGAUAUGAAAAGUCCUAUUUUUUACAUUAAAUGUGAAUUUAAUCGUUUUAUUUUUAUUGUAAUUUUUAUUAAAUUCGAUAAUGUCGUCUGACGCGAAGUCACCAAAUACUAUAUUUGGAUAUGAAAAGAAGAUAUAUACUGGCCGAAAUCCUAUUGAAAAUGUAUUUGAAACUGUCAAAGGCAUACUAGUCGGUCCAGUCAUUUGGUUUAGGGAAAAUAUUGUUGUACCAAAUCAAAAACAAUAUAAUUAUUACCACGAACAGUUUAGAAGAGUGCCAACCGUUGAUCAGUGUUAUGAUGAUGAUAGAUUAUGUAAAUGGGAAGCUAAUCAGCAAUUAAUCAGGGAUAAGUUAGUAGAUAGCAAUAUUUUAUCUAUUUUAAGACAACGCUAUGAAGAUUGUCGUAUAUAUGAAGGUCCCGAUGGAAUGAGGAAGUGUCAACCAUUAUUUGAUAUGUAUGAAAAAGCAGAAGAAAACUAUUCUAUUAAAUAUGGUGAUUUAGGUGCAGCUGUUACUGCUGAAAGAUGUUAUGCUAAACAGUUAAACAGAAUGAUAUGGGAAAGACGCCAUGGCCCUGUUGGUAGUGGAAUGAAAAAUGAGAGUUUAUAAUUACUUUACAGUAAUAUAAUUUUUUAGUAAAAUUAUGUUAUGUAUUUGUGAAUGUAAUUUUAUAUAGAAAAAUGUCUUUAACUUUUUGGAAAAAUGUUGAAUAAAUUGUCAAGAUAACACAUAUUAAUAAAUAGAUUAGUA
Molecule: messenger RNA, 762 nt
Organism: Daktulosphaira vitifoliae (grape phylloxera)
Lineage: Eukaryota; Metazoa; Arthropoda; Insecta; Hemiptera; Phylloxeridae
Gene: ND-PDSW
Product: NADH dehydrogenase [ubiquinone] 1 beta subcomplex subunit 10
Exons: 4
Coding region: 94-621 (175 amino acids)
Source: RefSeq, a predicted model, not a curated record